This is a messenger RNA of Amphiprion ocellaris (clown anemonefish), 1747 nucleotides long. Its product is annotated as coagulation factor XI-like. Gene Ontology annotation, molecular function: protein binding. The record is from RefSeq and is a predicted model, not a curated record. NCBI's taxonomy places the organism in Eukaryota, Metazoa, Chordata, Actinopteri, Pomacentridae. Bases 94 to 1236 code for a protein of 380 amino acids. Gene Ontology annotation, biological process: proteolysis. Gene Ontology annotation, cellular component: extracellular region. The transcript has 9 exons.
GCAAAUGAGUAACUGAGUGUGUCAACAAUCAAUUUUGCAGUUGUAGCUGUCCUUCGGGAGCUCAUUUCGCCUGCAGGGUACCAGCAAAACUAAAUGAUGGCAGCCAAUUUGAUUUUGGUUUGUCUGUUCUCCCUCUGCAGCCUUUCCUUGAGUCAAGAAUGCAAUCAAGAGCUCCAGGAGAACGUGGAUUUCCCUGGAACAGACAUAAAAUUUCUCUACUCUCCUGGUGCACAGCACUGUCAGCAGCUGUGCACCCAGCACCCCUCCUGCCUCUUCUUCACCUUCAUCCGGGCUGAUUGGACCAGAGAUAACAGGCACUUCUACUGCUACCUUAAGUCCACUCCCACUGGGAAGCCCAAUGUUCAGACUCCACUACUGGGUGUCACCUCUGGCUAUUCUCUGAAAUCCUGCAUCCCAGACCAACAAGAACUUUGCUUUUCUCAGGUGUACCAGAACAUCGACUUUCUGGGUGCAGACUACAGAUUCUUGUUCACAGCUGACUCUGAGGAAUGCCAGAGGGUCUGCACUCAGGACCCAAUCUGUCAGUUCUUCACUUUUGCAAAUGGGGUUUUCACACAACCGGAAAUCAGGUAUAAAUGUCAUCUUAAAUUCAGCUGGAAUAUACCAAGAACUGAUAUUGUAGAAAGAAAGGCUGGUGUGACAUCUGGAUUCUCCCACAAUGCACAAAUGACAGCUCAAAACUACGACACAGCAUGUCAGAGCAAACUGUUUCCAGGCAUUGACGUCUCAGGACGCAACAGCCUUGUCCUACCAGCUGCCUCUCCUGAACACUGUCAGGCUCUGUGCUCUGUUCAUCACAGCUGCACCUACUUCACUUAUGCCAGUAAUACCUUCAGUUGUCAGUUGAAGAACAAUCCAAACCAAAUGGUGACCAAUGUAAGAGAUGGAUACACAUCAGGGCUGCCACCACGCUUCUGUCAGCCUAAUGACGACUGGCUGAAGGUGGCUCAGGAGGGAGUAGAUUUCCGAGGUUCUGAUAUUCGCUUUGAGCUGAUGGAUGAUGCAGAACAAUGUCAGAGGACCUGUACUGAUGAUCCCAACUGCCAGUUCUACACCUAUGUCAAUAACAACUUCUCUAACCGUGAUUAUUGGCGUCGCUGCUUUCUGAAGCGUGUCAUCACCAUGCCUGCUCCUCCCAAAGUUACCAAACUGACCAACGUUGUGUCUGGAUUCUCUCUGAAGAACUGUGACCAAAGUCAAAAAUCACAUGUUUAAGUUAAGUUCUGUGGUAAACUAAUUAAAGUUGUCACUGCUAACAGGCAGACUUUGUGUGUUUUCUCACUCUUUUGACUGUGGCCUCCACCCACAUCAGUUUAAUGCUGCAUCUCACCUCCCAAUCAAUCCAUGUGUUUACAUGAACACUGCUUUUUAAAUCACCCUUUUUCCUUUUAUCUUUCCGUAUGCAGUAUUGCUAUAAAAUUAUAAUGAUGUUAAUGAUUAAAUGGUCUUCAUGGUUCAAAACUACUGUAUACCUGUGUGACUGUGAACUCACAUAACCCAAUGUACUCCGUAAAUUUCAAUGAUUUAACUUUGGCCAUGAAAAUAUAACAAGUUGGUCCUGCAAGUAGCCAGUUGAAACUGGCUGCUCAGAAACUGAUAAUACCAAUGUAACUUGUUUAUGUGCCUGCUUAAAAACUGAACUGUUUCCACCUAUUGUCAGUCUCUCUUUCAGACUCUGCUCUGUUCAAGUGAUUCCUUGCGCAAGUAAAAUUUUGCUUUGACUUGA